AUGACUGGAUUGCCACACAAUGACAAUCCAGCCCCUGCCCUAGAGGACCUCAUAGGCAGGUGGGAAGACAGGAGACUCGUCGGCGUCUGGGGAGCAGAAGACUCCAGGGUCCGAAUCCCUGCCCUGCCUCAGGAGGUCACUUUUCGGAGUGUCAGUUUCUUCUGUGGAAGAAAGGGGCAGCUGGGAAGCUGCCUCCCAGGACUGUGCAAACCAAAGCACAGCACAGAAGCGCUAAGCACGACCUGGCACAGUGUCAGCGCACAUCUGUGCCCGAGAGGCGGUCACCCAGCUGCCCUGAGCCACAGGGAGGCUCAACCAGCAGCCUGGCACCGCAGGGUGCCACAUCUGCCGGCCCUGGAAAGCGUGGGCACAGCCUGUGCCUCAGAGACCAGGAAGCCAUUCCUGUCUCCGGAACACGGGACGUGCAGAGACACCAGACAUCUGAGCUGGGGCCUGAAUGCCCUGUCCUUCCAGAGCUUUUUGGAAGAAGUUUCCUGCUCACAGGGUCUCCUGGGUGUAGACCUGGAUCCUCAAAAACCUGGAAUCUUCCAUGCCCUGAAGAGAAUGAAGACCCAGGCUGGCCGGCGGCCCGGCCUGCUGAAAGUGAGGAAGAAGUGGCUGCUCCCGGCCGUCUGUGGCUUCUUCUGCCUGCUCUCGGUGGUCAUGACCAGCUGCUUCCUGUGGCAGUACCACCUCCCCAAGCUGAAGACUGGUUCCUUGGGACCAGAAGAGACCUCUGCCCCCGUGAUGAUGUGUCCCCGGCACCCCGAGCCCGUGCCGCUGGCCCACCCCCUCCCCGUGUUGAAGGAGGCCCUGGAAAAGGUGGAUGGGAUCCUUCGCCAGGCAAUGUCUGCCCCCGGUCUGGCUGCCAUGUCUGCAGUUGUCAUUCACAAUGACACUGUGCUCUGGACUGGGAACUUUGGGAAGAAGAAUGGCUCAGAUCCAGCUUCUGGGACCCCCAAUGAGUACACCAUGUACCGCAUCGCCAGCAUCUCCAAGAUCUUCCCAGUCCUCAUGCUGUACCGCCUGUGGGAGGAGGGCAUCGUGGCCUCCCUGGACGACCCCCUGGAGCGUUAUGCCAGCACCUUCACCAUCAACAACCCACUGGGCGCAGUGUCAGCCCUGGAACAGCCGGGCCUGGUGGACGGGCUGCAGGAGGUGGGCCCCGCCCCGAGGCCUUCACCUGUCACCCUGCGAAGGAUGGCCAGCCAGCUCUCAGGGCUGCCCAGAAGGCUGCGCUCCACCUCGCUGCUGUGGAGGGGUAGCACCCAGGAAGCCCUGAACCUGCUCAAGGACGAUGUGUUGGUGGCAGACCCGGGGACCAGGUGCCAUUACAGCACGCUGGCCUUCUCGCUCCUGGCCCACGUCCUGGCGGCUCACACGGCUCAAGGCGACUACCAGCGCUGGGUCUCGGAGAACGUGCUGGAGCCGCUGGGGAUGGCGGACACGGGCUUCGAGCUCACGCCGGCGGUGCGCGCUCGCCUGGCGGCGGGCUUCUACGGCAGCGGCCGGCCGGCGCCGCUCUACGACCUGGGCUGGUACCGGUGGGCCUCGGACGGACCUCAGCCCGCGUGCGAGCUGCUGCUUACCCUGGAGGAGGGAGGCUUGCGCACAGAAACUCGGAGUAAGCGUUGA
Messenger RNA from Carlito syrichta (Philippine tarsier), 1635 nucleotides. It is a transcript of the gene LACTBL1, whose product is annotated as lactamase beta like 1. The record is from RefSeq and is a predicted model, not a curated record. The transcript has 10 exons. Lineage: Eukaryota; Metazoa; Chordata; Mammalia; Primates; Tarsiidae. Bases 1 to 1635 code for a protein of 544 amino acids.